Messenger RNA from Staurois parvus, 1011 nucleotides. The record is from the annotation of a GenBank genome assembly. Lineage: Eukaryota; Metazoa; Chordata; Amphibia; Anura; Ranidae.
AUGACGGACGUGAUCAGGGACGCAGGGGUGAAGCAGCCCCUUCCCACCCGGGGUGUAGGGGAGAAGCCAGCCACAGAUUUUGGAUAUGUGGGAAUAGAUGCUAUUUUGGAGCAGAUGAGGAAAAAGGCCAUGAAGCAAGGGUUCGAGCUGAACAUCAUGGUGGUUGGUCAAAGUGGUCUUGGAAAAUCGACAUUAAUAAACACACUCUUCAAGUCCAAGGUCAGCAGAAAAUCUGUACAACCAACAGCUGAAGAGAGGAUUCCGAAAACUAUAGAGAUUAAAAGUAUCACUCAUGAAAUUGAAGAAAAAGGGGUUCGGAUGAAACUGACAGUCAUAGACACUCCUGGAUUUGGGGACCACAUUAAUAAUGAAAACUGCUGGAUGCCCAUUAUGAAGUUCAUUAAUGACCAGUAUGAGAAGUACCUUCAGGAAGAGGUGAACAUAAACCGUAAGAAGAGAAUUCCAGACUCCAGAGUCCACUGCUGUAUAUACUUUAUUCCGGCCACAGGACACUCACUCAGGCCACUGGACAUCGAGUUCAUGAGACGCCUGAGUAAAGUGGUGAAUAUUGUACCUGUCAUUGCCAAAGCAGAUACAUUAACCCUAGAGGAAAGAGAUUAUUUUAAACAGAGAAUCCGUCAAGAUCUACAGAACAAUGGUAUAGACAUCUAUCCUCAGAAGGAGUUUGAUGAGGAUGCAGAAGACCGGCUGGUGAAUGAGAAGAUCAGAGAAAUGAUUCCAUUUGCUGUUGUCGGUAGUGACCAAGAGUACCAAAUUAAUGGUAGGCGAAUACUGGGCCGGAAAACCAAGUGGGGAACCAUUGAAGUGGAAAACAUUGGUCAUUGUGAAUUCGCUCACUUGCGAGAUCUUCUGAUAAGGACGCACAUGCAGAACAUCAAAGACAUAACAAGCAGUAUUCACUUUGAAGCAUACCGCGUCAAAAGGCUUCAAGAAGGAAACAUGCUUUCCAACGGCACAUCGGAAAAAGACUACUCUUCCAACGAGGUUUAA